Messenger RNA from Trifolium pratense (red clover), 1764 nucleotides. RefSeq names its product cytochrome P450 81E8-like. The coding region runs from base 66 to 1562 and encodes 498 amino acids. The record is from RefSeq and is a predicted model, not a curated record. Lineage: Eukaryota; Viridiplantae; Streptophyta; Magnoliopsida; Fabales; Fabaceae. The transcript has 3 exons. Gene Ontology annotation, molecular function: iron ion binding; monooxygenase activity; heme binding.
AGAAUCAAUCAACAAAAUCACUUUGGCAAUUAAAUUGUACGUACCCACCAAAAUUAUCAAUCAAAAUGACACCAUUCUUCAAUUACACUCUCAUCACUAUUAUCUCCCUUUUAACACUAAUCUUUCUAUUAAUCACAACAAAAAAACUCAAAAAUCUUCCACCAGGUCCAUUAAGUAUUCCUAUAAUUGGCAACAUUCAUCAACUCAAACAUCCACUUCACCGUACUCUCUACAAUCUCUCACAAAAAUACGGUCAAGUAUUUUCCCUAUGGUUCGGUUCACGUUUAGUCGUCGUUGUUUCAUCACCUUCGAUCGUUCACGAAUGUUUCACGAAAAAUGACACCAUUUUAGCUAACCGUCCACCUCUUCUUGCUGGCAAACACAUUGGCUACAAUUACACUGCUGUUACGGUAGCACCUUAUGGUGAUCACUGGCGUAAUGUUCGUCGUAUAAUCUCCCUCGAGGUUCUCUCAACACACCGUUUAAACUCCUUUUUAGGAAUUAGAAAAGACGAAAUCGUUAGGCUCUUGCAAAGCCUAGCUCGUAGUUCUAGAGACGGUUUUGCAAAAGUGGAAAUGAAAUCGAAAUUUUCGGAGAUGACUUUUAACACGAUAAUGAGAAUGAUAUCUGGAAAGAGGUAUUAUGGAGAGGAUUGUGAUGUGAGUGUUGAGGAAGGAGCAAAAGAAUUUAGGGAACUGAUUAAGGAGAUGGUAUCGUUGGGUGGAUCGAGUAAUCCCGGUGAAUUUGUUGGGAUUUUUAGGUUGUUUGAUUUUGGUGAUUAUGAGAAGAAGUUGAAAAGGAUUAGUAGAAGAUUUGAUGGGUUUUUGCAAGGACUUAUUGAUGAGAUUAGGAGAAAGAAGGAGAAUGGGAAUACCAUGAUUGAUCAUCUCUUGAACUUGCAAGAAUCACAACCAGAGUAUUAUACUGAUCAAAUCAUCAAAGGAAUUGUUCUGGUUAUGAUCCUUGGAGGAACAGAAACAUCAGCUACAACUUUAGAAUGGGCAAUGUCUGCUUUACUCAAUCAUCCGGAAGUAUUAAAGAAGGCUAGAGAUGAAAUCGAUGCCAACAUAGGACAUGAUCGCUUAGUAGAAGAGUCGGACAUUUCAAAUCUUCCCUACAUUCAAAAUAUAAUCCACGAGACAUUUCGGUUGCAUCCUGCAUUCGCAUUGUUAGCACCCCAUUUUUCUUCAACAGAUUGCACCAUAGGAGGUUACAAUGUCCCAAAAGGCACUAUUUUGUUGGUUAAUGCUUGGGCAAUUCAUAGAGAUUCUCAACUAUGGAGUGACCCUACACAAUUCAAGCCAGAGAGAUUUGAUAAAGAAGGGGAAGCUGAAAAGUUGAUUCCAUUUGGAUUAGGAAGAAGGGCUUGUCCAGGAGCAAAUUUAGGGCAACGUACAGUUGGUUUAACUUUGGCUUUAUUUAUCCAAUGUUUUGAUUGGAAAAGAAUUAGUGAGGAAGAAAUUGAUAUGAGGGAAGGAAAAGGAGCCACUACACCAAAGCUAAUUCCCUUAGAGGCCAUGUGUAAGGCUCGCUCAAAUGUCAUAUCCCUCAUUGAACAUUAGUUCCCUUAACUUGAGAGUUUAAAGAAUAAUAAGCUGGUGUUAGCUUACAAAUUUAGUUUCAUUAUUUUAUUUACUUUUAAAUAAUAAAGAUGUAAUUUUAGUGAUUCAAGAUAGGGAUAAAUUUGUAGUUUUAUACAAGUUGGUUGUGGUACUAUGAAUGAAUGAAUGAAAUUAUUUACGGUAGCAAUGAUAUGAAAGUUUU